This is a messenger RNA of Gallus gallus (chicken), 2982 nucleotides long. RefSeq names its product protocadherin alpha 4 (gene PCDHA4). The transcript has 4 exons. Bases 1 to 2982 code for a protein of 993 amino acids. Gene Ontology annotation, cellular component: plasma membrane. Gene Ontology annotation, biological process: homophilic cell-cell adhesion. The record is from RefSeq and is marked validated. Lineage: Eukaryota; Metazoa; Chordata; Aves; Galliformes; Phasianidae. Gene Ontology annotation, molecular function: calcium ion binding.
AUGGUCGGCGUUGGAGCAGCGCGGCGGAGCUGGGCGGCCGCGGUGGUGGUGCUGCAGGCGGCCUGGGCGCUGGUCGGCGGGCAGGUGCGGUACUCGGUGCCGGAGGAAGCCGAGGCCGGCACGGUGGUGGGGCGGCUGGCGCAGGACCUGGGCCUGGAGGCGGGCGAGGCGGAGGCGCGGCGGCUGCGUCUGGUGGCGCGGGGCCGGCGGGCGAGCGUGGAGGUGAGCGGGGCGAGCGGGGCGCUGGUGGUGAGCUCGCGGCUGGACCGGGAGGAGCUGUGCGGGAAGAGCGCGCCGUGCGCCCUGCGUCUGGAGGUGCUGCUGGACCGGCCGCUGCGCGUCUUCCACGUGGAGGUGGAGGUCACCGACAUCAACGACAAUGCCCCGCGCUUCCCCACCGCCUACAAAAACAUCAGCGUCCCGGAGAACUCCCCUCCCGGUUCUCGUUUCCCUCUGGAGGGCGCGUCGGAUGCGGAUAUCGGUUCGAAUGCGCAGGUCUCCUAUACACUGAGCCCCUCCGAGCACUUCGCGCUGGAAGUGAAAUCUAUAGAUGACAACAAAAUCUCUGUAGCUUUGAUUUUAACGCAUCCUCUGGACCGCGAGUCGCUGUCCGAGCACCGCUUGGUGCUGACGGCGAGUGACGGGGGCAGGCCGGCGCUGACGGGCACGGUGCAGCUGGUGAUCUCGGUGCUGGAUGCGAACGACAACGCGCCGCAGUUCAACCAGUCGGUGUAUAAAGUGCAGCUGCUGGAAGACGCCGCGCCGGGAACACUCCUUCUGCAAAUAACUGCAACAGACAAAGACGAGGGGAUUAACCAGGAAGUCUAUUAUGCCUUUUCAGACACAGUUCCUGAGGACGUGAAGGAAUUAUUUAUAAUUGAUGGAAUAUCUGGGAAAAUGAGAACAGCAGGAGAACUGGAUUUCGAAGAUGUUCGAUCAUUCGACCUCGAAGUAGAGGCGAGAGAUAACGGCAUUCCUCCCUUGUCAGGACACUGCAAGGUUGUGGUGGAGGUGUUGGAUGUGAACGACAACGCGCCAGAGGUGUGGGUGACGUCGCUGUCGGUGCCGGUGCCCGAGGACGCGGCGCUGGGGACGGUGGUGGCGCUGCUGAGCGUGUCGGACCGGGACUCGGGGCCGAACGGGCGGGUGCGCUGCGCGGUGCGGCCGCCGUCGCCGUUCGGGCUGGUGGCGACGUUCGCGGGCUCGUACUCGCUGGUGCUGCGGGAGGCGCUGGACCGGGAGCGGGUGUCGGAGUACGAGGUGGAGGUGCGUGCGGAGGACGGCGGGGCGCCGCCGCUGCGCGCCAGCCGCGGGCUGCGGGUGCCGGUGUCGGACGUGAACGACAACGCGCCGGCGUUCGCGCAGGCCGUGUACACGGUGCUGGCGCGGGAGAACAACGCGGCGGGCGCGGAGCUGGCGCGGCUGUGGGCGCGGGACCCGGACGAGGCGGGCAACGGGCGCGUGAGCUACUCGGUGGCGGAGGGCGGCGCGGGCUCGGGCUCGGGGUGGCGUCCGGCGUCGAGCUACGUGUCGGUGGACGCGGAGAGCGGGCGCCUGCGUGCGCUGCGUCCGCUGGACUACGAGGAGCUGCAGGUGCUGCAGUUCGAGGUGCGGGCGGUGGACGCGGGGGAGCCGCCGCUGUGCGGCAACGCCACGGUGCAGCUGUUCGUGGUGGACGAGAACGACAACGCGCCGGCGCUGCUGCCGCCUGCGGGCGGCGGGCCGUGGCCCUGGGCUGCGGGCGAGGCGGCGGAGCCGGGGUCGCGGCCGCCGGGCUCGGCGGGUUCGGCGGUGUCGUCGGGCUCGGCGGUGUCGUCGUGGUCGCUGUGGGCGCGGGCGUCGUGGGGCGCGCCGGCGGGGCAGGUGGUGGCGAAGAUCCGCGCGGUGGACGCGGACUCGGGCUAUAACGCGUGGCUGCGCUACGAGCUGCGGGAGCCGCGGGGCGAGGGCCCGUUCCGCGUGGGGCUGUACAGCGGCGAGGUGAGCACGGCGCGGGCGCUGGAGGAGGCGGACGGCCCGCGGCAGAGGCUGCUGAUCGUGGUGCGGGACCACGGGGAGCCGCCGCGCUCGGCCACGGCCACGCUGAGCGUGUCGCUGGUGGAGGGCGCCGAGGCGGCGCUGGCGGCGGUGGGGGCGGUGUCGGUGUCGGCGGGGGCGGGGCUGCGGCCGGCGGCGAGCGCGGAGGGCGGAUCUGCGGCGUCGGGAGCGUCGGCGGCGACGAACUUGUGGCUGGUGGUGGCCAUCUGCGCGGUGUCGAGCCUGUUGGUGCUGGCGGUGGUGCUGUACGGGGCCGGGCGCUGGGCGCCGCGGGCGGCGGUGCUGGCGGGGCCCGGUCCGGCGACGCUGGUGUGCGCCAGCGAGGUGGGCAGCUGGUCGUACUCGCAGCGCCAGAGCCGGAGCCUGUGCGUGGCCACGGACGGCGCGGGCAAGAGCGACCUGAUGGUGUUCAGCCCCAACUGCCCUCCGGCGCCCGGCCCCGCGCCGAAGGAGACGCCGCAGGAGCCUCCCUCUCUUCUGGACACGCCAAAACACCCCAAUCCUGACUGGCGCUACUCCGCGUCCCUAAGGGCGGGAAUGCAAAGGGUGCUGUGCAUAUGGAGGAGGCAGGGAUCUUACGUGGAGGACCAGGAGGGCCUGACCAGCAGUGGCCAACAGUCUCCAGUGCUACUCCAGCCUGAGGCAGGAGAGGUGUCCCCCCCGGUGGGAGCUGGUGUGAACAGCAACAGCUGGACCUUUAAAUUUGGACCCAGCAAUUCGAAACAAGGUGGUCCUGGUGAGUUGCCAGACAAAUUCAUUAUCCCAGGAUCUCCUGCAAUCAUCUCCAUCCGGCAGGAGCCACCAAACAGCCAAAUUGACAAAAGUGACUUCAUAACCUUUGGCAAGAAGGAAGAGACCAAGAAAAAGAAGAAAAAGAAGAAGGGAAACAAGACUCAGGAGAAAAAAGAAAAGGGCAACAGCACCACUGAGAACAGUGACCAGUGA